Folsomia candida is the source of this 869-nucleotide messenger RNA. RefSeq lists its product as uncharacterized. The record is from RefSeq and is a predicted model, not a curated record. Lineage: Eukaryota; Metazoa; Arthropoda; Collembola; Entomobryomorpha; Isotomidae. The coding region runs from base 66 to 686 and encodes 206 amino acids. The transcript is spliced from 6 exons.
ACGAGCUGUAUCACAACUAAUUUGCUCUCUUACCAAGUAAAAAAUCUUGUAAGUUUGAAGAGAUCAUGAAUUUCUACGUUAUUUUUCCCCUCCUCCUCGCCCAAGUUUACUCUCACGGGUAUUUGAAGGAGCCCAUUUCGCGAACGUCGCUCCACCUCAGGCCCGAAUUUGACGCACCGCCACCCUACUACUGGGACAAUUCGGCUAUUUGGUGUGGCAAUGUGAACCAAGAUUUGGCUCUGUCAGGGUGUGGGAGAUGUGGGGAUGUUCUAGGGGAAACGCACUUCCAGCAGGGCGGCGAAUAUGAUAAGGGGAUUAUUGUCGCCAACUAUACGGCUGGAUCGAUCAUUGAAGUUACCGCUAAUUUCCAAGCCGCGCAUUAUGGCUCCUUCCAAGUCGAACUUUGUCCGCAAGAGGAGGAAACCGACUUUUGCUUCCAGCUCUUAAACAUUGUCGACGGAAGCGAGCAAAUCCGUAUCGACAACAGGAUUUGUGUGCCACAUGAUAAUUCACAAAAUGUCGAUGUCAUAGCACACGUCCUUCUCCCGGCGGGGGUUCGGUGUAACAGGUGCACUUUGCGGUGGACGUAUCGUACCUCAUAUCCAGGCUGGGAAGGCUAUGACAUCUGCUUCAAUCCACAUCCGGCUCAGGUUUUCCGAAAUUGCGCAGAUAUCGGGAUUUAUUAGUUAGUAUGGUUUCCUUAAAAGAAUGUUACUUACACAUUUGUUCAAAAUUACACAACUAAAUAUCUAGUAACAAAUUGGAUUAAAAUUUGCAAGCUAAGAAUGUUAUUCAACAUUAUUACAAAGUCUGGGCAUAAUUUUGGACAUGAGACCAUUCAUGUAUAGUAAUAAAAAGAAUAGAUCGUA